CCUCACCACAUUUUUGGUUUGUGCCGGGAAGCUAGAAACAACUUGCUUUUUUUGGAGGAGCAAACCAUAAUUUUCCCAAGCGGAAACAAUUGCGUGCUCUACGAUGACCAAGUUCAUUCCAGGUGCAAUGCCAUGCCGACAGGGGCCACAGGGCAUACAGGCGCUGGCUAUUAGCCCAGACCGGCGCUACCUGGCUGUGUCAGAGCGCAGAGAACAGGGUAUCAUCACUGUCUAUGACAUACAAAGCGAGCAGUGCUCCAAGAGACAGGUACUGACAGGCGGCAGCGACAGCAUCCAUGAGUUCAUCUGCAUGGCUUUUUCUGCCGACUCCAAGUACCUGCUGGGUCAGUCUGGAGGACCCGCUUGGAACCUCUUCUAUUGGGAGUGGGAGAAGAAUGAGGUUAUUGCCAAAGUGAAGACCAAAAGGCUUGGCUUUGUCAGUCAGGUCAGCUUUAAUCCGAAGGACAACACACAGGUUUGCGUGAGUGGAAAUUAAGUCUUCAAGAUUUUCACAUUAGAGAACAACUUCCUGAAUCAGACCAGCUCGUUUGAGAUGGACCUACAAAACAUCAUGUCCCAUGCAUGGAUGUCUGAGGACUGCAUCAUCUUAGGGACAGAAACUGCUCACGUUGAAGGCCGGACACUGGCACAAGCUGAGGAGGCCUUCUGAGAGGCGCAUCACUGCCAUCACGCAGUUCUCUAAAGGCUUUGCCUGUGCAGCUGGGCCGGGGCUAGUUUACCUUUAUGAGAAAAUAGAGGAGUACAGCUACAGGAAGACUAAACAAAUAAGAAUUAGCCAUAAGCACACGCCAAGGUCAAAUCUACCACGUCACCCUCGCC
Molecule: messenger RNA, 840 nt
Organism: Ictalurus punctatus (channel catfish)
Lineage: Eukaryota; Metazoa; Chordata; Actinopteri; Siluriformes; Ictaluridae
Product: cilia- and flagella-associated protein 57-like
Exons: 5
Coding region: 104-496 (130 amino acids)
Molecular function (GO): protein binding
Source: RefSeq, a predicted model, not a curated record